AUGUUCGACAUCGCCCAGACCGAUCCUAUGGUCAUGCAUGUGGUACUUGCCCUCGGCGGCCGAGAGCUAGAAUUCCGGCGCAACAAAAAUGCAGAAGAGGCACGAGGCCCAAAAACGCCCAUUCAGCAUUACUCUUCCGCUCUCAGAAUGAUGGCCGACACCAUUGGAGGCGAGGACAACGGUCAGCUGGAUCUUGAUGCAGUCUGUACAGGAUUGUAUCUCAUGCUUCUCUACGAACAAAAGUAUGGAGAUGGGAAGUGCCAGGGCUUGUCCAAUCAUCUCGUCGGCGCGACACCCUCGCCGGAGGCGAAUCGGAAAAGCUUAGCCCUCACGAGGCGAGGAAAAGAUGCGAGCAGUUCCCGGCUAUCUCUGUACUCGGCAAGAAUGCUUGUUUGGAUCGCGCUACACGAUGCCGCUGCCGCUUCAUACGGCCUUGGCGGACAACUCAACUGCGCUCUACACAAAAUUAUGGGUGCCCUCGAUGGCCAAGUUGGCAAUGGAAUAUCCAGCCCGUUUCAACCGCUCGACGCCUUCGAGAGGUUGCAUCGUUUCUCCAAUCCACUUUACCGGAGUAUGUGGGCUGAUUCGUACCCCCAGGCUGAGCUUCUCGACGACGUGGAGAAUAGGAAUGUUUACGCUCUUUUGGGAGCAUGCGGUCAAUUGCGCUUCAUGAUUGCCCAGCUCGCCAAUCUCAUACAUGAAGAUGAUACCUCGCAACAACAGCGCGUCAUGGCUGUCGAUGUGACCAUUCAACAAGUGGGUUGGAAAUUCACUGAACUACUGGAGGUCGCAGCAGAGCUUUCCAUCAGCACGGAUAACUCACAUCGGCUAGUAGCCAACAUUCGCGGCAUCGUACCUCAUUAUCAUGCCGUCGUUCUCGAAUUCCUUCGUUUGACGCGAUUUGACGCCACACCAAUGCUCUCAGCUCGUCAACGGAACGCUUUGCGAGAAAUCAUGAAUCUGGCUUUCCAGGCCUUCAAGCAUGAAGGCGAUGAGGCCAUGACACGUAUUGCGUGGCCACUCUUCAUGGUUGCUCUGGAGACAGACGACUUACUGCACCGCGAGUGGGUUAUCAGCCGCUUUCAGGCCAUGAGUCGAUUCAGUAAGAACCUCGACCGGGCCCAUAUCUUUCUCAAGGACAUCAUAGAGAUGCAGAACAGUCUUGCGAGACGGGUAGACGUCCGCGAACGGUUCCAAUCCGGCGAAGUGGGCCUCUUCGUUAUCUGA
Colletotrichum fioriniae is the source of this 1227-nucleotide messenger RNA. NCBI's taxonomy places the organism in Eukaryota, Fungi, Ascomycota, Sordariomycetes, Glomerellales, Glomerellaceae. The record is from RefSeq and is a predicted model, not a curated record.